Messenger RNA from Stegodyphus dumicola, 1587 nucleotides. RefSeq lists its product as uncharacterized. The record is from RefSeq and is a predicted model, not a curated record. NCBI's taxonomy places the organism in Eukaryota, Metazoa, Arthropoda, Arachnida, Araneae, Eresidae.
AUGCCAAAAGGCGUUUCCAUCCAAGCAUAUGCAGACGAUCUCCUACUGAUCGUCUCGGGUCAUAGCAGAGCGACCCUUGAAAGCAAUGCAAAAGAGGCAAUCCAGAGAAUAAAGUCAUGGAGUGAGCAUUACAAACUCACAUUCAAUCCGGCAAAAAUGACCGCCAUGACAAUUAAAAGGCAAGGCUCAUUCAAAGGCAGCAGAACUCCAACGAUCAAAUGGGACAAUGAUUCUAUACCUAGUGUGGAAUCCUUCCGGUACUUAGGUGUAGUGUGGGAUUCGAACCUGACCUUCAGCCCGCACAUGGAUGGAGUGAGGAACACCGUUCUGGACAUGAGCCAAAAACUCAUGCGGACCGCCAGACGCCUCUACUCAAAUCAUCCGGCCCUGUUGAAAAAGAUAUACAUGGGAGCCAUAGAGAGGUACGCCCUUUUUGGUAGCGGUGCAUGGGGCCCGCGCCUCUGCAAUAGUAAGUUUAGAGAACGUCUCAAUUCCAUACAGAGACCGUUCGCAUUACUAAUUUCAAAAGCGUACAAAAGUGUGCCCACACUUAGUGCGCAAGUACUAGCAGGUGUACUCCCGCUAGACCUAGCGGCGACCAAAGAGUUUGCCAAGUUCCAAAUGAGAACUAGGGACACUCUCGUCAGUGUUGCCUCAGCUACCUUCGAUCCAAAUGACUACGAGGAAAGCGUAGAUCUAUGGCCAGUCCAUCCGGCCACGAGAAUAUCCAUACCGUACAGCCUCAAUAAGCCGUGUGGGGACGAAAUGGAGAUCUACACCGAUGGUUCGGGACUUGAAGGACGUGUUGGCGCGGCCUUCGUGGUCCUGUACUACGGUGCGGAGAUCCAUGAAGAAAGAUACAGGUUGGGAGACCUUAACACAGUCUUCCAAGCAGAGCUCUUUGCCAUCAAAAAGGCUCUCGAGUGGUGUGUGCAGAACCGCAAAGGUAAAUACACGUCCAUACACACGGACAGUUUGUCAUCCCUAUACGCAAUGACAAACUCCAGUCACCGCCACUUCCUGGUUAACGGCAUUAAAGAUCUUUAUAGGCAGGCUCUAACUUCUCAAACGGUGGAAUUCAAAUGGAUCAAGGCGCACGUUGGUCACCACGGUAACGAGCUGGCCGACGAUCGUGCGAAGCGGGCAACACUCAAGGAAGAGGUUGACUUUAGUCUUCCGAUUCCCAUGGCGAGAUUUACACGGAAACUUAAAGAUCUCUUACUCCGUGAAUGGCAGACUCGAUGGGAGUCGUCCGAUAAGGGACGUCAAACGUUCCAUUUUAUAAGCAAAGUUAGCACAAAAGUGCUGUACGGCAACCAUUAUAUCAAUCAGGUCCUAACAGGUCAUGGUAGAUUCCCGCAUUACCUUGCGCGAGUCGGACUGGGUUCGUCCGAGGAGUGCGCAUGCGGAAGUGGAAACGGUGACGCGCUCCAUUACUUACUGGAGUGUGACCUUACUCAGGCUACUCGAGAUAAACUCCGUUUUGAUCGAGGAAACCUGGGCUCACUGUUGACGGACUUUAACCUCCCUCAUCUCGAGCAGCUGGCCCGAGAAGUUGGAGGGUUCGUCGAGCAGCUGGUCAGGUGA